This is a messenger RNA of Brugia malayi, 276 nucleotides long. RefSeq lists its product as uncharacterized. The record is from RefSeq and is a predicted model, not a curated record. The coding region runs from base 1 to 276 and encodes 91 amino acids. NCBI's taxonomy places the organism in Eukaryota, Metazoa, Nematoda, Chromadorea, Rhabditida, Onchocercidae. The transcript has a single exon.
AUGAUAUCGGUUUUGGUCAUACCACCAAGACCAGAUGAUGAACCACCGCAGUCUGAUGAUGAUGGCCUACAAAUUGUACCGUUCAGAGCAGCGAUAGCAGGAUUCGGAGCAGCAAAAGUGUCGAACGGAGGUGCUGGUGGUGGGAUAAUGCCGAUAGCAGCAGGUGGAGUUGCGGUUGUAGCAGUACCGUCAAUACCGUUAACAAUACGUUGCAAAGAUGAGGGUGAUAUAAUCGUGGUAGCAGUGCGGAAAGAAUCGAGGGAUGGCGUCUGGUGA